CAAUGUUCAUGUGAGUCUCAACUAGCUGCUCAGCUGCAGUUUCCCAAAUAAGACAUACAACCUUGACGACACGCUCAGAGGCUUCUCACGACAUAGUAGCUCUGAUGUUGUUGCAACUUUCGAAAAACCCUCAGUUCAGACGAUGACCACGCCCCUCGAUGUGGACCCGACAGACUUCCUCAGAAUUACGCCGGUAGUCGAGCAGGAUGAAGAUGGUCAGCCAAAGCAUCCUCAGAAGAAGCAUGCUGCCACUGGCGCGUCAGCGGCAGGAAUACGAGCAUUCAGCGCACAAUUCCUAUCAUUUUAUUUCCGUGCGCCGGUGAAAGCGUUCUUCCCUACGCGGGUUGAUUACAUGGCAUUUGCCCGAGCCAUUAAUCCUAGAGUCCGCGCAAAAGAACGCUGGUCAUGGCGCAUGACCACGCCGGGCCUGCUUGCCCAUGCAGUAAAAUACCACGGCUGGAGCUUCAUUCCAAACCAGGUUCUCCCGCCAUUAAUUGCGAACGUCAGCGUCGGAACCAUUCUCUACACAGGUUAUCUCCAAACCCUCGCGCACUACCACGAGCCGUCAGCGCAUUCAAGUAAACGACCGUACCCCCCGCCUCCACCGGCUGCCACAUUUGCAGCUGGCUUCACAGCAGGCACCAUUCAAUCACUUGUCGCAGCGCCACUAGACGCGCUGCAAGUGCGCUUCAAUGUCAGCGAUAUGCUUGAAGGCCAUUACAAAAGCAUGUGGGAGUACGGGCGGCACAAGCUCCAGGAAAUCGGUCUGCGCGGUGUAUUCGCCGGCUGGACACUCUCCUUCCUCAAGGACGCGCUUGGAGCCGCAGUCUUCUUUAGCACAUUCGAAUACGUCAAGCAGCAAGCAUACUAUGGUUUUGUUACACAAUACUACGGUUCCUUCCAGCCACCGCAUCCUUUUCUCUCUCCUCCCACAGGAGGCGACGGGUCAUCUACUUUCUCCACAUCUCCGUCCUCAUCUCCUUUUAGACAACCCACCGCUCCCUCGCUUUCAUCACCAUCGCCAUCUUCGCCAUCUUCUCCAUCUGUAGAUAACCCUACCUUCACGCAGGUAGACGCCGCGGCAAUCCCAGGCGUACCCAGUCCAACUCCACAUCUCACGGACACCAACGUCCCCGCAACCCCCGGAAUCCCCUCACCGUCCUCCUCAUCCGAAUCUCCCGAUCCAUUCGUCAUCCCUGACGGACCAGGCGAUACGGCGUUUCUCCCAGCCAUUUUACCAGCCGAUUACCCUACUCCUCGGCCCACCAUCAAGCCGCAUUUCACUUUAGAACCCGCCUUUCUUCUUUUAGCGGGCAUAUCCGCAGCCAUUGCACAACAAAUCAUUCAGCACCCACUCACACUCAUCCAAAACAUACACUACGAGCGCCUCGAAGCCCUCGAUUACCAGACCCGCCUCGAGCACACCACUGGCGGUGUGAUGAAACGGUACUAUCACGCCUACGAGAAAACAUUUGAACAAUGCCAGCGCGAGGCUCGACGCGCAGGAGGUUGGCGCACGUGGUUGUACAAGGGCUUCUUCUUCUGCGCAAUGCGUCAGGUGCCGAGUACGAGUGCAGGCCUGAUUGUGUUUGAGCUCGUGCGCAGAAAGUACGGAACUCAGGCAGAGGCCGCGAAGAUCGAAAAGGAUGGGUACGAUAUCUUGUUGUCGUGACAGUGCUGUGAUACAAUGUACUGCUCCUGCUCUCAUCACUUCAGAUUCAUGGACCGGCGUUAUAUAGACAGGGCGCAAUUUUUUUUUUUUUUUUUUU
Messenger RNA from Xylona heveae TC161, 1769 nucleotides. RefSeq names its product mitochondrial carrier. The record is from RefSeq and is a predicted model, not a curated record. Gene Ontology annotation, biological process: mitochondrial L-ornithine transmembrane transport. Gene Ontology annotation, molecular function: L-ornithine transmembrane transporter activity. The transcript is spliced from 5 exons. Lineage: Eukaryota; Fungi; Ascomycota; Xylonomycetes; Xylonales; Xylonaceae. Bases 143 to 1672 code for a protein of 509 amino acids.